CCGCCCCCUUCCCCCAAUUGUAAGUAUAUCACAAUUCAAAUUUGAAUUAAGCCAGUAAUCAUAUUAGGUGAAGAGAUAAAAAUUUGUUUAUUAAUAUUUGGACCAAUCGCAGCACAAGACGCGGAAAUAGCUGGUAGAUACCAGUCGGACACUGAAAUAGCCACUGCCAUAUUCUCCACUGUGGCCGCAGUCCACAAAGUGUGGUGUACGGACGGCUACGCGAAAUCCGUUUUGUCUAUCUGUGGGCGCGCUGCGCUGAAUUACCGGAGCCAUUUUGGAAUUGUUCGAAUGGGAAUGUCUGAACGAAAUGUCGCGUUGAGCAUAACGGAAAACAACUUCUGUCCCACGUAUUAUUAUUAGUUUUGUAUUAUUAUUGAAAUUCGUUGUUUCUUCAAUUUAUGAUAAUGGCGAUUAGUCAAAGCGCCGAGAAAUCUACGACAAAUUUGAGGUGAGCAAAUGUAUUGAUAAUUAUUAUUUUAAUGCAAAUAGGAAAGGUAAAUAUAGACUAUUUUAAACAAUUAUACUUAUAAAAAUAGGUAAGUGUAUUCGUUACUACCUUACAUUGUGUAAUAAUUUCGUAUAUAAAUAAGACCGGUUGGUGCCUUAUUAUUUUGAACAACGACGUUCUUUUAAACGUUCAAUGCACGAUGGAAAUAAUGUUUUAUUCAAUUUCUACUGUGUUAUAUCACUGGCCCUUGACGCUAUCCGCCAAUCAAUUCUCCCCGCCUGGUACUGUUCAAAAACAACACUCGUACAUUGGAAAUACCUAAUCCGUAUUGUUAACAUAGAAUACAAUAAUAAUAAUAAUAAUAAUAUUUGAAAAGGACGGACAUACUUUGCACGUAGGUGCAGCCAAUUUCGCAGGUGGCGAAUUUAACGUACAUCUGUAAGCAACGAUAAACCAUUGCUAACAAAAAACGAUUCCGAGCGGAGUUCAUUUGAUAGUGUUAUCAAUAAUAUAUUAUGUAUUCGUAAAAUUAUUACAACAAUGCGCGUUUCCAUGACAACAACGAUUGUCAAAAGAAAUUUGAAAUAAUAAACACGGUUGCCAAUGACAACCUUAUUUUUAAUCUUUCAAUCUUUUUUAACCUAAAUAAUCAGGCUUUUGUCAUUAUCUCGAAUAUUUAUAAUAUUUAUGAGAAUAUCAAAAAAUGACCUCUCCAAAGUACCACACAGAGAACAUUUCCUUUCAGAAAAGAUGCUAUACUUGGAAAUCGGAGUAUGCUUUCUGGUAGAAAAAGUCUUCACAUAAAAUAAUAUAAACAUCAUUGUAAAACCAAUACAUUCCUCGCUUCACUCAGAAUCUAAAAUUCUAUGAAUAGACAGACUAUCACUUUAAAUAGAUUUUGGUGUUAAAAUGUUUGAUUUCCUUCGAUCGUUUGACGAAAUAUUUCACCCUUUUAAGUUAGGUAGGGGAGAGUAGUGAAUCACUAAUAAAACACAUCCCGCCACACAAAUGGUACCCCACUAAUCUCAUCAUAUCUAAACUUAAAAGUGGAAUAUCUACUUAAUGGGUUAACGGAAAUCAAAAACUGUUGACACCAACAUUUAUUUAAAGUAAUAAAUUAUUUUUAUUACUUAAUUUUUAAUUAUAAUAAUUAGUUUAUUUUUAUCAUUAAUUAGUUUGUUAAUACUAAUAACUUCUUUAUUAAAUUAUCGAUAAAUUGAUUGUAUUGUACACAUUUUNCCCACUAAUCUCAUCAUAUCUAAACUUAAAAGUGGAAUAUCUACUUAAUGGGUUAACGGAAAUCAAAAACUGUUGACACCAACAUUUAUUUAAAGUAAUAAAUUAUUUUUAUUACUUAAUUUUUAAUUAUAAUAAUUAGUUUAUUUUUAUCAUUAAUUAGUUUGUUAAUACUAAUAACUUCUUUAUUAAAUUAUCGAUAAAUUGAUUGUAUUGUACACAUUUUAAAAAAACAUUAUUAUUUUAAGAUGUAUUAAUAAUUUAUAUUAUUUGCAUACAUUAUUUACAUACUUCAGUCUUCAAUUCAUAUAAACUUUAAUAUUUAAAUGUUACAAAUAUUUUAAAGAAUGUAGUGUAUUGUUUCUUAUUCGCAAUGCAAAUAAUUAGAUAUACAAGCCUUUUUAACUUUGGUUUAAUUACCUCUUUAUUUUGCCAUUGUUAAAACCAUAAGUUUUCAUUUUACACCUUUAAAUUCUUGAUAAUUUUUAUUCUGUCAGAAUAUUGUCAAUACCCUGUUUACAAUUUGUUAGAACAAGUAUAACCAUUGAAUUAUUUUUUUAAAAAAAAGUAAUUUUGUUUGAGUUUACCAUCUGUUAUUAUUAUACCCAUCUCUACCCACCAUAUCGAACAAAUAUGAUUUUUGUUAUAUUUCUGAUAUUCAUAUUAUACAAUAUAAAUAUAUAUAUAUAUAUUUAUAUAUAUAUUGAGUAGGUAUCUACAAAUUGUUAUAUAAUAUUUUUUAAAACUCAUAUAAAAUGUUUUAUUGUAUGAACCUCUAAUGAGUUAUUAUGGUAAAAACUAAUUUUUAUGAUUUUAAAACUUUCCAGAUGUAUGAGUACCUCAGAGGAAGAAAAGAUAAAAAAACCAAUUACUCAAACAAUUAAAAUAAAAGAAGAAUUUGAUGUAAUAAAUGAUUAUGAAUUUCAUAGUGUUAUUACAAUAGAAAAUGAUCCUAUGGAAUCGAUUUUAUAUAAAAAACCAAAACUUAAAAGAAAAAAAUAUACGUGCUACAAUUGUAGGAACUCAUUUUUUUCAAAAUCAAAGUUAAAAUGCCAUAUGAUAAUACACACUGAAAGAAAAGUUGACAAUGAAAACUGCCCUCUACAGUGAGUAUCUUUAAUAUCUCAUUUCAUAGUAUCUAUUUAAAUAACAUAAAAACAAUUUAAUUUUAAAUGUUGUUUGUUAGUCCAUAUUGCACAUUUUAUAUAUCUACUACUAGCUGUCCUGCCCGGUCUUGCCUGUGCCAAUUUUUAUUUUUAUUUUUUACCCAUAUUCCUUUUUGGUUUUGACCGUGUCAGUAAUGAAUAAAAACAAAUAGGAGGAUAGUGGGUAGUCCACCUUCGGCAGACUAAAAGUAUUCUGUUUUGACAUAUAUUUUUAAAUUUUAAAUUACUAUUUGCCUUAAGCAUUAAAUAUUUUUGGUUACAUUAAGUAAAUGUCUCACCUUCUGGGGUCGGCACGAACACAUUUUUUUUGAUUUAGGAUUAACUCAGAAAACAAAAUAAAACAACCAAAUACCCAAACAAUUGAAAUGAAAAAUAAUUUGAUUUAAUAAAUGGUUGUGAGUUUAACAGUGAUCUUAACAAAUGAUCCUAUAGAAUUAAUUUUAUACAAAAAACCAAUAUUUAGAAAAAAAAUAUACAUGCUACAAUUUUGAUAGCUCAUUUUGUUUAAAAUCGAAAUUAAAAUGAUAAUGCACACUGGAAGAAAAGUUUACAAUGAAACCUGCCCUUAUCAGGGCAUGGGUAUCUUUAAAUUAUUUUUCAAUAACUUCUAUUUGAAUAAAAUAAAACCAAUUUAAUCUUAUAUAUUUUCUUUACGUAUUGAAUAUGUUUUAUAUUAUAUAACUGAUAAUCAAAAUUAAACAUUUUUUUUUUUUUUUUUUUAAACAUAUUUUAUACUAUUUUCAAAAGAAGUUGGAGUUUCACCUAACUAUCUUAAUAAAAGAUAUGAUUUCUUUUACUAGGCUGUCCCAUAAAUAAGGUACACAAAUAUACUGAAAAAUGAAUUUAUUACUUUCAAAUGUUUACACGUUUAAUAGGUCAUUAUUUUCUAUUUUUUCACAUUGUCACCAUUUAAAUUGAUGUAUUUUUUCCAAUGAUAGAUUAAUUUGAAAGUGCUAUCUUAGAGGAACACAGCACAUUUUCCAUCAAAGUACUCGGUAACAUGCGUUCAUAAACUCAACUUGUGCAGAUCUUACAAAAAUUUAAUUUCUCAUGGACAAUGUGAUGUAUACAUUGUUUCAAAAGAGAACAUACCGCUUUCGCGACAAGUUUUCAUUCAACAGUGUGCAUCUCCACCAGGUAGCACCAGUCAAGCUUCCAAAAGAAACUUGUCACGAAAGCGAUGUUCUCUUUUGAAAUAGGGUAUACAUACAUUAGUUAAUUUGAAAGAUCAAGUUGUAUGGCCAUUUUCUGAAUUUUCAUUUAUUUUAAUUAAUACUCUAACCGUUUAUUGAAUUUUUAAUAUAGAUUACCAUUUAAAAAUCAAAAGUAAGUAAUGGUUUUAUUCCCAAACAUAAGGUUGACCAAAAAUGACAUAAAGAAGUUAAUACUUUUCGUGAUGUGUGAUUGCGUUUCUAACAACCAGUUUUAGAGAUCAAGUUAUGAACCCUGGUGAUAAUACAUAGAAUACAUAGUUUAUGUUAGAAAUUUCCUGCCUAUGUGUUAUAUUUGUCAUGCUAAAAAUAACUUUGUACUUUAUUUAUUUGGCAGUCUAUGUAUAUUUGUGAUCUUAAUAAUUUAUUAUAAAUAACAAUUUUAAAACUUUUCAGAUUUACUGGUACCUCUGAAGAAGAAAAUAAACAACCAAAUAUACCAGCAAUUGAAAUAAAAGAGAAAACUGAUUUAAUAAAUAGUUGUGAUUUUUCGCAAUCGUUUCAUGCAAAUCAGCAUAAGCUAAUUACCCGAGAAAAACUAUUUAGAUGUGAUAUUUGUGAAUCAUCAUUUAAUAAAUUGUCCAUUUUAAAGCGACAUAAGUUAAUUCAUACUGGAGAGAAAUCUUUUAAAUGUAAUUUUUGUAAAAAAUCCUUUCGAUAUGAAUCAAUAUUAAUGGUACACACAAGAAGUCACACUGGAGAGAAACCUUUUAAAUGUGAUACUUGUGGCAUGUCAUUUACUCAGUCGUCCAAUUUCAAACGGCAUAAAUUAAUUCAUACUGGAGAGAAACCUUUUAAAUGUAAUGUAUGCAAAGAAUCAUUUAAACAAAAAUCAAAAUUGAUAGUGCACAUAAGAACUCAUACUGAAGAGAAACCAUAUGCCUGUAAUGUUUGUGGAAUAUCAUUUACACAAAGAGUUAGCUUAAAGAAGCACAAUUUAAUACAUACUGGAGAGAAACCUUUUAAAUGUAAUGUAUGCGAAAAACCCUUUCAACAUAAAUCAUCAUUAAUGGUACACACAAGAAGUCACACUGGAGAGAAACCUUUUAAAUGUGAUACUUGUGCCAUGUCAUUUACUCAAUUGUCCAAUUUAAAACGGCAUAAAUUAAUUCAUACUGGAGAGAAACCUUUUAAAUGUAAUGUAUGUAAAGAAUCAUUUAGACAUAAAUCAACAUUGACAUUACACACAAUAACUCAUACUAGAGAGAAACAAUAUGCCUGUGAUGUUUGUGGAAUAUCAUUUAUUGAAUUGGCCAGCUUAAAGAAGCACAAUUUAAUACAUAAUGGUCAGAAACUUUUUAAAUGUAAUGUAUGUGAAAAAUCAUUUAAAAUGAAAUCAACAUUGACAUUACACAUAAGAACUCAUACUGGAGAGAAACCAUAUGUCUGUAAUGUUUGUGGAACAUCAUUUACUCAAAUGACCAGCUUAAAUAUGCACAAUUUAAUUCAUACUGGAGAGAAACUUUUUAAAUGUAAUGUAUGUGAAAAAUCAUUUAGACAUAAAUUAACAUUGACAUUACACAUACGAACUCAUACUGGAGAGAAACCCUAUGCCUGUGAUGUUUGUGGAAUAUCAUUUAUUCAAUUGGUCAGCUUAAAAAAGCACAAUUUAAUUCAUACUGGAGAGAAACCUUUUAAAUGUAAUUUAUGCGAAAAACCCUUUCAACAUAAAUCAUCAUUAGUGGUACACACAAGAGUUCAUACUGGAGAGAAACCAUUUACCUGUGAUGUUUGUGGAAUAUCAUUUACUCAAACAGUUAGCUUAAAUAUGCACAAUUUAAUACAUACUGGAGAGAAACCUUUUAAAUGUAAUUUAUGUAAAAAUUCAUUUAGACAUAAGUCAACAUUGGCAUUACACAUAAAAACUCAUACUGGAGAGAAAUCUUUUAAAUGUAAUGUAUGUAAAGAAUCAUUUAGACAUAAAUCAACAUUAACAUUACACACAAGAACUCAUACUGGACAGAAACCUUUCAGAUGUGAUACUUGUGACAUAUCAUUUACUCAAUUACCCAAUUUAAAGCGACAUAAGUUAAUUCAUACUGGAGAGAAACCUUUUAAAUGUAAUGUAUGUAAAGAAUCAUUUAGACAUAAAUCAACAUUGAUAGUACACACAAGAACUCAUACUGGAGAGAAACCAUUUGCCUGUGAUGUUUGUGGAAUAUCAUUUACUCAAAUGUUCAGCUUAAAAAAGCACAAUUUAAUUCAUACUGGAGAGAAACCUUUUAAAUAUGAUAUAUGUAAAAAAUCUUUGAAAAAAAGAACUUAGUUUGCUGUACAUAUAAUAAAAAUAAUAUACAUUAAAGCAAAAUUAAAUUACUAUUUUAAAUGGUCCUAGGUACAGUGGAAAAAGGAAUGCAGUCUUUGAGAAGCAGUUCCUUCUUGAUUUGUUUUUAAAGAUUAGUGGUUCUUGUUUAUUACCAAUUUGUAAAAAUAUUAGAAAAUAAUAUAGUAUAUUAGGAGUAUUUAGGGGUAGGUAUUGGGUAAAUUAUAGUUUGAUUCUGGUUUAUUUCAC
Molecule: messenger RNA, 6573 nt
Organism: Cinara cedri
Lineage: Eukaryota; Metazoa; Arthropoda; Insecta; Hemiptera; Aphididae
Source: the annotation of a GenBank genome assembly